AUUGAUCUGACUGAUUAACUAAAGAUGGACCUGAAGAAAUAGGUUGCUUUUAUGCACCUCAUUGCCUCUAUAUAAUUUAUCAAAAUAUUUUUAAUCUCAAUCAUCUUUACAUUGUGACUACAAGUGUUUUUUGAAGCGCGUAAUGUUCAAGCUCGCAAUUUGAGUUGGCAUUAAAGUUCAUGUGUUAUAUUCGACGAUGAGUAAACAAGCAUCCACUUAUACUCUCCCUCCCAAAGAACUCUCAAUAUUCAAGAGAGUUGUUAAAUAUUAUGACCAAAAGCAGUACAAAAAUGGAUUAAAGUAUGCUAAACAAAUCCUAAGCAAUCCUAAAUUUAGCGAACAUGGAGAAACUUUGGCGAUGAAGGGUAUUUUGUUAAAUUGUCUUGGUAAAAAAGAUGAAGCAAGGGAAUAUGUAAAGCGUGGUUUAAAGGCCAACAUCACCAGCUUUGUUUGUUGGCAUAUCUAUGGUCUUAUUCAUAAAUCUGACCAUAAGUACGAAGAAGCGAUAAAGUGCUACUUGCAAGCUUUAAAGUUAGAUAAUGAAAAUUUACAAGUGCUAAGGGAUCUUUCCGUCUUACAAAUGCAGUUAAGGGAUUAUGAAGGAUGCAGGGAUAUACGUUACAAGUUGCUUUUACUGCGACCUAGCCAAAAAGCAUCAUGGAUUGGCUAUGCUUUAAUUCACCAUUUGCUGGGAAACUAUGAAACUGCUCUUACAGUCAUCAAUGAAUUCAAAAAGGGUCAAAGCGAAAUACCUCAGUUCGAUUACGAACACAGUGAGCUACUACUCUACCAAGCAAUGAUCAUGCUUGAAGCUGGAAAAGAAAAUGCUGCCUUAGAACAUCUAAAUCAAUAUAGCAACGAAAUAGUUGACAAAAUAUCUUUGUUGGAAAUGAAGGCUCAACUUCACUUGAAACUUGGACAGUAUGAGGAAGCAGUGGAGUGUUCGUGGAGCUUGAUUGAUCGAAAUCAGGAAAAUCGUUUAUAUCUUGAACUUUUGGCACAGGCGAAUACAGCUUUAGUCAGUGGUACAACAGAUGCGAAUACCGAAACAACAAAGAAAACUUAUGAGUCGGUUAUUGCCCGUUACCCUCAAUCCCGUUUAUCUAGACGGUUGAUUUUGAAUUAUUGUUCAGGUGAGGAGUUUCUCCAGCGUUUGGAUGCUUACCUAAAGCCGUACAUCAGAAAAGGUGUUCCUCCACUUUUUAUACAACUCGUGGGGCUCUUAAAUGACUCUGAGAAGCUCACAGCUUUUGAAAGUCUUUUAACUAGAUAUCGUAACAGUAUGAGUGUCAUCAGAUCCCUUGAUGCACAGGAAAGUAAUGAAAAAGAAGCCCCCACGACAGAUGUUUGGCUUAACUAUUUAUUAGCUCAGUAUUAUAACUUCAAAAGAAAAUACCAGGAAGCCAUUGAGACCAUAGAUUCACAGUUGCUCUCAACACCUACGUUAGUUGACUUUUAUGUCCUAAAAGCCGAUGUCUUUCAUGAUGCAGGGGACUAUAUAACAGCCAGUCGGUGGAUGGAAGAAGCCCAAUCUUUAGAUACAGCUGAUCGUUUUAUUAAUGCUCGCUGCACAAAAUUCAUGGUGGAAGCCCAUCGCCUUGAAGAUGCUACUAAUAUGGCUUCUAAAUUUACAAGGGGAAACACAUCGCCAAAGGAAUACUUGUCUGAGAUGCAGUGCAUGUGGUUUCUGUUAGAUAAUGCCAGGGCACUCAAAGAAAUGGGCAGAUUUGGUGAUGCCCUUAAGUUGUGUCACGAAGUGCAGCAACACUACAGAAAUAUUCUUGAUGAUCAGUUAGACUUCCAUUCCUACUGUCUACGGAAGGUUACGCUACGAUCAUAUGUUGAGACACUGCGAUUAGAAGAUCGUUUACGGGAUCAUCAGUCUUAUUUUGAUACCGCUCAACUUGCAGUUGAAAUUUACUUGCAGCUCUAUUCUCAACCAUUGGACAGUGUUGAUGAAUCUCCUCACGGCGAAAAUGAUGGUAUGUCUUCAUCUGAAGCUAAAAAGCUACGAAACAAACAACGGAAAGCUGCUAAGCGUGCGGAAGCGGAAGCUGCUCGGGCUCGAGCUGAACAGGAACGUAGAGAACAAGCAGCUCGUUCAAGGCAGCCUGCAUCCGAAGAAGCAAAUGCAGAUAACCCAUCCAUAGGAGAGAACGACCUAGAUGCUAAUUUAUUGGCCAGACCUGAGGAUCCCCUUGAAGAGGCAUCCAAAUUUCUUCUCCCUUUGUUGGAUUUGUCUCCUAAAAUUAUUGAGGCUUAUUGUUUGGCCUUUGAAGUUUAUGAAAGAAAACGAAAAUUUCUCCUCAUGCUCAAAUGGAUUUCUCGUGGUGUGCAAAUUACAAAUUCACGUGACAAUCCUUGGUUUCAUGAGUGCUGUGUGAGAUUUCUUCUCCAGCUACACAGUCGUGGAAAAUCAGAUGAUGUAGUUGGUAAAGUUCUUACAUCCGAAGUCCCUAAGUUAUUCAGCGAGUGGCCAGAGAAUAUUUCAUUUGUUCAAGAAUAUAAUAAAAGAUUUAAUCACCGUAAUCAGGACACAUAUCCUCAUGUAUUCAGAUAUACGUUGUGUCAAUGUCUGAUUGACCCACAACAUAGAGAUAAUUAUCUUAGUAAGAUUCCAUUACCAAAUGAUAACUUUAAAGGUGUUACAUGGCAAGAAUGCCGCACGUGUUUAGAUAUUUUGCGGAGAGGUCAGUGGACUUUACUGGGGCGUUGUGACCCAUCUGUCAUAGAAAAGUAUCGCUCUGCUUGCAAUGAAUAUUUUCCAAUGGCAAAUGCAUUUCUAACAACCUCACAAAUAGAUAUAUUACGUCAGAAUAUGAUUGAAGCAGCUAAUUCAUCAGCUAUAUCUGGUGUGUUCCUUACACCAAAUGACAAGGACCAACUAUCGGAACUCAACACGGAUCAUGAAAGUAAAUUAUCAAAUGAAUUUUCUAGACUAACUACUGAACCUUUGGUUAAUGGUGAUCUAAAGGAUUCGACUAGUUGGAUUCCUCAAUCAUGUAAGCAAGUUACAGUAACAAAUAAGGCAACUGAUAUCGUUGUUUAAUUCUUGAAGAACCUACCGAAAUCUUUGCCUAUCCAUUUUUUUCGCUAAAAUUUUGUGUAUGUAUUCAGAAGUUUGUGGAUACUGACUCAUUUGUAUUUUCCAUUGUCCAAUAGUAAAUGUACACUGUUGUAGAAUAAGUUUGAAAUCCUUUUUUCCAUGUGAAUAUUUUUUGCAUGGAAACUUAUUUAAAUACUUUGGUUCAGUAAUGUUACAUAUGAUUAUUGUAUCACAUGUGCAUAAAACUACUUCGUGAAAUGCUUUUGUAAUUUCAAAAAUUGUGUACAACAAACUUAACCUAUUGUAUAUGCGCAGAUUGCGUACUUCCAAAUCUGUUCCAGACCCUAUUUGCCAAAUGACUUGUUGAUAAUUGUGAUCAUUAUCAUCAUAUUUACACUGAGUGAAGUUGGUAUGAUCGUUUAUUUUAACAAUAAAAUCUUUAGCUUUCUGAU
Schistosoma spindalis is the source of this 3498-nucleotide messenger RNA. The record is from the annotation of a GenBank genome assembly. Lineage: Eukaryota; Metazoa; Platyhelminthes; Trematoda; Strigeidida; Schistosomatidae.